This is a messenger RNA of Paramecium tetraurelia, 1575 nucleotides long. RefSeq lists its product as uncharacterized. The record is from RefSeq and is a predicted model, not a curated record. The transcript has 4 exons. Lineage: Eukaryota; Ciliophora; Oligohymenophorea; Peniculida; Parameciidae.
AUGUUUAAUUUUCAAUCGAGAUGGAUUAAUAGGUCCCUGGAUGUAUUGGAUAAUGAAGACUCAGUUUAGAAAAAUGUUAGAUAAAUAUUUUCAUUAAUAUUAUAAAACGGAAUGCUCUAUAUAUUAGCCCUAGCAUAGUUACUAUCCUUGGUAGUCACUUAGGAUCCCGUGGAUAAGUUGUUCGAGUUUCAGUAGCUCAUGAAACAAAAAACUAAAGUCCCAAAACAGAAAAUUAGUGAAUAUGAUAGUUCAGACAUAUUCAGCGAGGGGUAUAUUACUGUAAGUGAGCAAUCAGAGGAUGAGGAAUAUCAACAAUAUGAUGAGAUAUCACAAUAUGAUGAAGUGGAUGAACUAGGUAAUGAAUCUAUUGAUGCUGAACUGAUUAUUCAACAAUAAAAGGAAUAAUAAAGAAUGGAAUAGUAGAGAAUUGAAUAAUAGAAGAUUGAAUAACAGAGAAUCGAAUAAUAAAGAUUGGAAUAAUAAAGGUAAGAAUAAUUGAGAUUAGAAUAAUAAAUGAAGGAAUAAUAAUUGGUAGAGUAAUAGAGGUUAGAAAGAUUGAAAUUUGAAUAACAAUAACAAUAAUAAAUUCUUGAAAAUGAAAAGAAAAAAAAAUAAAUCAUUGAAAUUCCAGAAUAAUGGAGUGAGGAUGAUGAGAAUUAAGUUAUAUAAGUGCCUAAAUAAUAAAAGAGGAGGAAACAAAAGAAACCAGAAUUUGAUGACCAUUAAAUAUUAGAAGUCUUAAACUCUGCUAAGAAAACAAAAGUUUAAUCUCUUGAAGAUUUAGAAGAAAUGGAAAAGAAAAUAGUUAAGAAGAAAUAAAAGAGAGAGCCAGCUCCAUAAGAUGAAUUUGUAUAGAAAGUACCAGCUUAGAACUAAACCUUUAUUCAUUUCAAUAAUAAAAAUAAUUAUUUAGAAUUAGCCCCUUGUAGCAAUAAUCCUAUUUAAUAAAGAGCCUGUAGUUUAUGUAAAAGUGAGGUAGGAUACUAAUUAGAUGAUGACAAUUGGUACAUGAUUGGCUUAUAACACGGCUACAAGAAGGAAUUUCUUUUAUUGAUAGAAAUCACUAAAUAGUCCUUUGGAGAUAGUCAGUUGUAUUUGAGUUUCUCAUCCAAUGGAUCUGCAUGUAUGACAAGUGAUACUCUCAAAUAGGAUAUUGAUGUUGAGAAUGUUUUGUAAAGGUUUUCAGGUAAAUCAUGGAGACACUUUAUCAAAAAUGAAUUGUUUGCUCUUCCAUAAAAGCUGGAAGGCAGAAGCUUUCAAUUCAAGGCAAUAUACUAGAACAAACAAUUUGCAUUUUCAGAUUUUGAAAUCAAACUUGCAUCCAAUCUUAUUCAGGAAUUAAAGUCCUUAUCUAAAUAGGAGGUUUCCAUUAGAACCAAUACAGUUGAAUUCAUUGGAGAAUCAUUGUAAUGCACAUUAACAGGAUUGAUGAAGUAACAAAAUGAUGAGUUGCCAUUCUCCUUAAAAUUCAAGAAUGGUGAGAGUACAUCAGAACUUCUAAUUCCAAAUUGUUAGAUUCCAUUGCACAAUGAAAUCCUGUAUGGAGUUUCAGACUUGUAUUUUGGAGAAAAUUGA